CUAGCCGGAGCCGAGCCGGGUCUGUCCACCUGGGAGGGGCACGCUCUCACCGCAACGACAGGUGUGGCCGGGCCUACAGCUGCUGUGUACAUGGCCCAUUUCCCCAAGUCCCGAGGCUCUAGGGCGCCUCCGGAGUCCUCGUGGGGGUGAUUAACUCUCAGUUGACGAUGGAGGUGCUGCCCCCGAUCCAGAAUGUCUGUGCCAGCUCCCCCAGCCAGAGCUCAAAGCCAGGGCUGUGCUGAGCGCGGGCGAUGUGACAGCUCCUGGCCUCAAGGGCGGUCCAUCACACAGGUGGUUCCACGGCAGCACCGAUGCUGGAAAUGGAUGGCUCUGUCCGAGACUGCAAGCCUUUAUAAGAGUUCUGGUUCCGGAAGACCCUUCGCAGAUGCCUUGGGCCUAGUUCCCGCCCAGGCACAAGACAACGCUGAAGACAUGGGCCGGAGCAUGCCCCGGUGCCUGGGGCAACUGGACAUCCGCAAAAGUGUAGUGGGCCUGGCCACGGGUGCCGGCGCCCUCUACCUGCUCUACAAGGCCAUCAAGGCUGGCCUAACGUGCCAGCCGCCCCUCUGCUCCAACUCGCCCAUCUGCAUCGCCCGUGAGUGUCCGGGCCCUGGGGAGAGGGCUCUGCCCCAGGAGGCACCUGCUCCCGAGGCCGCCACUGUGGGAGGGCCCAAAGGCCUGGCCAUCGAGCGAGAGCGGCACGGGCGGGACUCGGGUGAGCUCCGGAGGCUCCUCAACUCCUUGGAGUGCAAACACGAUGAGUACACCAAGAGCAUGAUCCUGCACAGCAUCACGCGCUGUGUGUACUUGCUGGAGGCUGAGGCCUCUGCUUGUACUACUGAUGACAUCAGGUUGGUGGGCUCCAUGCUGGAUGACAAGGACACCAGUGUCAAAAUCCAAGCUCUGAAUGCACUUAAAGCUUUCUCUGGCAUCAGAAAAUUCAGGCUCAAAAUUCAGGAACACUCUAUCAAGGUUCUGGAGCUGAUCUCUACCAUCUGGGACACGGAGCUGCACGUGGCGGGCCUCAGACUCCUCAACAACCUCCCACUGCCCGACUACGUGCACCCACAGCUGCGGCGCGUGAUGCCUGCCUUGAUGGAGAUCCUGCAGUCGGACUACAUCCUGGCACAGGUUCAAGCCGUACGACUGCUGAGCUAUCUGGCACAGAAGAAUGACCUUCUCUACGACAUUCUUAACUGCCAGGUACACUGCAACUUCCUGAGUCUGUUCCAGUCCACACAGCCAGGGAGCCUGCUGUUCGAGGUACUGGUGUUUGCUGAGCGACUGAGUGAGGGUCGUAAUGCAACCCACUACCGCGCUGUGAAAUGGCAUUACAACGAGCAGUCCCUGCACGAAGCCCUCUUUGGGGACGAGUCACGACUGGCAGAUCGGCUGCUUGCUCUGGUCAUCCACCCUGAGGAGGAGGUUCAGAUCCAGGCCUGCAAGGUCAUCGUCAGCCUGCAGUGCCCCCGGGACUUGAGAGUCCGGCCUUCCUCCUGCCACCCCAGUCACUCCUACUUUAAAAAUGCGGAAUAAAAUAAAGGAGAGUCAGUAAA
Tupaia belangeri chinensis (Chinese tree shrew) is the source of this 1556-nucleotide messenger RNA. It is a transcript of the gene ARMC12, whose product is annotated as armadillo repeat containing 12. Gene Ontology annotation, cellular component: nucleus. Bases 193 to 1536 code for a protein of 447 amino acids. The transcript is spliced from 9 exons. NCBI's taxonomy places the organism in Eukaryota, Metazoa, Chordata, Mammalia, Scandentia, Tupaiidae. The record is from RefSeq and is a predicted model, not a curated record.